AUGGCGGGCUGCUCCUGCCGCCCGCUAGCGGCUCGGGCCUUGGGCCCCUUAUCUCCAGUCCGUCUCUGGCGCUACGGCCAGACUGUGCACGGGACACUCGGCCUGAAGCUAUCAAUAAUGCUGGUGAGUGUUUUUUUUGGCUUGAAGGGGGUUCUGGACUCGCUGACGAUCGAGGCGCUACUCCCUCUCUUUCGAGAACUAAACUAUGACGGCGUGGCGUAUCAGCGCACCCUGGCGAUGGCGCUCACGCCGUAUGCCCUCAAGGGGUUUAUAGGCAGCGUGAGCGACUACUUCCCCAUUGCGGGGUACCACAAGAAGUACUACAUGUUGGGCUCGAACCUGGUGGGCUUGGGUUGCGCCGUGGCGUUGGUGACGCUACCCGCGCGGGUAACGAGCAGCAGCAUUAUGUACGUGGGGUUGUUGUAUUGCGGCAUUCACCUGCACAUCUCAACAGCAGACCUGCUCUGUGAGGGCGUCUACUGCAAGGUGGUGCAAGCCCAUCCAGCGGUGGGUGCAAAGCUCGUUGCCUUUCUCUCCUUCUGUAACUCCACAGGCCACUUGGUGGGCAAGACGCUGGUGGGCCCCAUCAGCGACGCCUUUGGAACGGCACCUCUUUUGUACAUGACGGUGCCGCUGGUGCUGCAGACGCUCGCACCGAUCCUCUUCAACUUCUUGGGGGAGAGCAAGGCAGAGGCUCGGGAGAUGGGCAGCGCCCUGACGCGAGACAGAAGCCAUCGCGGUGUCUUUACAGUUGCAGUUCUCACAUCUGUCAGCGCAUGCGUUGCGCUCGUGCUCACGCUGCAGACGUGGAGGGGCUGGGCUGUUGUGUUCACUGUCUUUGUCGUGGUGCUGCUGGGGGGCGCCUCCUGUUACUUGCUGUCGAGCCGGCUUGCUCUGUGCGCAAUGUUUUUCUUCGCGGAUCGGGUGUUGCAUUUGACGAUAUCGGGAGCUGUGAACUUUUAUUAUAUUGCGCCUCCGUCUUGCGUUCCCGAUGGACCCAACUUUGACUACACAUACUUCUGUACGUACACCGCACUGGUGGGGGCGAUAGGCUGCUGGUUCGGCAUCUACGCCUUUCAAAAAUGGUUUAAGGGCUGGAGCGCCCGCACUAUAUUUUGGCUGACCAACACAGUGCGGAUUCUGGCGGCCUUAUUUGACUAUGUUAUCAUCCGGCGGUUGAAUAUCCGCAUCGGCAUUCCCGACAAAGUUAUGUUCAUGCUGGGGGAUGCAAUCGUAUACCAUUUGCUGCUCACUUUGUCGUGCAUGACCAGCUCGCUCACGGUUGCUCGUUCGUGUCCUCCCAAGCUCGAGUCCACGGUAUAUGCAAUCGUUUCGGGAGUGACAAACCUUGGCAGCACGUGCAGCAAGAUGCUUGGGGCUGUAGCCAUCGAGAUAGCCGGGAUUCAAAUGAAGGAGACGGCGCCUGGAGGCUGCGACUUUCACACGCUACCCAACUUAAUCCUUGUCUCGCAGUGUCUUCUGCCGUGCGCAUGCAUACCUCUGGCUUACUUCAUGCUUCCGAAGGAGCCCCUCAACUCCGCUGUGCCGCCGCAGCAGCGCAGACGCAGCAAAACCGUCUCCAAAGGCAGUAACACCGACCAGAGCAAGACGCCAUGCAACGCACCCCAAGGCAGCCCCACUGCAGAGCCACCCUGCGAUGCUGCUUCGGAGACACUGGCGCUGCACGAGUCGGUGGGGGAGAAAGAGGAAAUGGCGGUGGUGGCCGGCGACGCGGGCUCAAGGCCCCGUAUCGUUGAAGUCUAA
Molecule: messenger RNA, 1764 nt
Organism: Eimeria mitis
Lineage: Eukaryota; Apicomplexa; Conoidasida; Eucoccidiorida; Eimeriidae
Product: BT1 transmembrane domain-containing protein, putative
Exons: 1
Coding region: 1-1764 (587 amino acids)
Source: RefSeq, a predicted model, not a curated record